Messenger RNA from Gaeumannomyces tritici R3-111a-1, 231 nucleotides. RefSeq lists its product as hypothetical. Bases 1 to 231 code for a protein of 76 amino acids. Lineage: Eukaryota; Fungi; Ascomycota; Sordariomycetes; Magnaporthales; Magnaporthaceae. The transcript has 5 exons. The record is from RefSeq and is a predicted model, not a curated record.
AUGGAAGCAGGGGAUAAUUGCCGUGCUGGGGUUGGGGUCAGAAGGGAUAAGUACGGUGUGGGGCUAUUCCGUAUACAUUGUUUUUUUUGUAACAUACCCUUUAAGCGAGCCUUUUGGGUUGUUUUUACAAAAGGUAACGAAGUAAGCGCUUUUGCUUUAAAAAGGAAUAAAGCAAACGCUUUUACUUUAUACGAAUUUUUAAAAAAAAUUAAGCUUCUGCUUUUAAAGUAA